This is a messenger RNA of Stylophora pistillata, 2301 nucleotides long. RefSeq names its product transcriptional regulator ERG. Gene Ontology annotation, biological process: cell differentiation; regulation of transcription by RNA polymerase II. The record is from RefSeq and is a predicted model, not a curated record. Gene Ontology annotation, cellular component: nucleus. Gene Ontology annotation, molecular function: DNA-binding transcription factor activity, RNA polymerase II-specific; sequence-specific DNA binding. NCBI's taxonomy places the organism in Eukaryota, Metazoa, Cnidaria, Anthozoa, Scleractinia, Pocilloporidae.
AACUUGAGGAAAGCAAAGGCUAUACCGUAAAGAGUUGAAUAUUUGAACGGAUAUUGGUGUGUUUCAAAUCAACGCCUUUACCGGAACAUCUACAAAACUUACUACAGAGGAUUUGUGCAGGCGCUCUAAAUUUUACUCUCAAGUUCUUCAAGCCAGUCAGCUUCGAAGGAUUUAGUUUAUACAUUCCGAUACUCGCGAUUUCUAACGAUCGAUUUAUCUUGUCGUUAAAGACCUUUAACUUCUCUUCAAAUCACGACUGAGAUACAAACGAUUCAAAACACCAUGUACGGACUAAGCAGUGAACACAACGUCGUACCCGACCCAUCUGUAUAUGCUCAGGAAUUGAUUUCAGAUGAUCAAUCGCUCUUUGAUUCUUCAUUCAAUGACCCCUACAAGCCGCUGAAACCAGCGCACAAAAGCGAUGGCAAUUUCUUCAACAAAAAGCGACCUUUGGAGGCCGAACUAGAUGAACCACUCGCCAAAAGACCUUAUGUGCCAAACAACGACUUCGCUGAGAGAAACUCACCCUCCCCUGUCCCACAAAAUUUAUCGCACGAGAAGCGAGUCAUCGUGCCAGCCGACCCUCUGUGUUGGACUAAAGAACAUGUGCGUCAGUGGAUACAGUGGGCAAUCAAAGAAUUUAGUCUGAAAGACAUCGAUUCUGAAAGGUUUACCAUGGAUGGAAAAGAACUUUGCAAGUUGACGAGAGAAGGGUUCAUGAAACUAGCCCCUGCAUACAAUGGAGACAUUUUGAUGGCACAUCUGUGUGUGUUGAGAAAAACUCCUCUCCCAAAUUUGACAUCUGAUGACAUCGAUAAUGCACUCGCCCCCGCAUCGUCUCAAGCUUCUUACCACGCCCCUUCACCGCCACUUUUUGAUUCAAGACAGCACCCAGUUAUCACUAGCAAUCCUUCAGUGGCCAGGAGCUCAGAGCAUGGACUUCCAGGAAGAUUCACCUCAAAUGAUUCCAUGGACAGAAAUACACCCUCUUGGUCAACACCAUCCUCGACACCAAGACUGUCGCACAUGAAAGACAGUGUUGUUCCAUCCAGACCAAUGUCUGUACCAGAAUCCCAGUCCCUCCCGAGCUCUUACUCUAAUGCCAAUGUUGGAAACCGCACCGAACCCGCCAGUACAGGUAGCGGUCAGAUUCAGUUAUGGCAGUUCCUUCUCGAACUCUUGUCGGACCCGAAGAACUCGACUUGCAUCGCUUGGGAAGGCGCCAAUGGUGAAUUCAAGCUCGUAGAUCCCGACGAGGUUGCCCGUAAAUGGGGCGAGCGUAAGAACAAACCGAACAUGAAUUAUGACAAGCUAAGCCGAGCUCUGCGAUAUUACUACGACAAGAACAUCAUGACGAAGAUCCAUGGCAAGAGAUAUGCUUAUAAGUUCGACUUUCAGGGAUUGGCUCAGCUCAACCAGCCAAUCACCUCCGACGCUCAAGCACAUGCUCAAGCCGCUUACAAAUUCCCAGGUUCUGACUUCUACGCCGGCUUUUCCGCCGCCUCACCAUUGUUCACCCACCCGGCCGCUAACAGCUGCUACCCCAUGUCUUACUGGGCACGAGCACCUCCCGCUUACCCUCAAUCAAGACCGAUGUAUGGACCUCCGCUUGGCGCAGGAAUGACAUACUACGCUUAGAAUCUAAGUGAUAACAAGAACUUUAUAGAUAAAAUUACUUUUUCUGCUUUGAAUUUGCAGAGGAGGAUUUCGACAUUCCUUAGAGGAAUAAUUUUGUCAACAAAGUGAUAUUUAUUUAUGAUAAAAGAAACAGAAGCUUGUAAUUCGUUUCUGAACAAAAAUGUUCUUUAGACUAAAUUUAGGGACCAUGAUAAAUAUUUUAAUUAAUUAAAAAAAUUAAGAACAACCUUCCUCGAGUUACAGCUACUCAAUAUUAGUAUAAAACUGCUGAUUAUGUUACAAAAAGCCUGCUUUUCAAAUACGCCAAGGCAUGGUCGAUAUUUGAAACGGAUUCUUAUGUACAGUUUCUGUAAAUAUCAAAUAACAGUCAUUUAGGUAAUGUUCAAGUUCAUUACAUUUACGUUGAUGUUCGAAAGGAAACAGUGACUGUAUAUUUUAUAAGGAAUGCGAACUGCAUAAAAUAUUUAUGACACAGGAAACGUUUUAUAAAUAAUAUUGUAUAUUUGCUUAUGCGGAGAUCUUUAUAAACUGUCAGAGAAAACGAAAUAGAUAAUUUAUAAUAUUUUUACAAUUUUUGUACACGACUUGAAAUGUCGCAUAAUUUGUUGAGAAGAAAGACAACCACAUCGUUGGAUGUAAAUAAAAGAAAUGUUUUAUUUCCUA